Molecule: messenger RNA, 1101 nt
Organism: Lodderomyces elongisporus
Lineage: Eukaryota; Fungi; Ascomycota; Pichiomycetes; Serinales; Debaryomycetaceae
Exons: 1
Coding region: 1-1101 (366 amino acids)
Molecular function (GO): agmatinase activity; metal ion binding
Source: RefSeq, a predicted model, not a curated record
AUGAAACUCUUAUUGACAUUGCUUGGUAUACUCCAAGUAUGUAUUGCUACAGACUUGGAGGAAAAGUGGGGUAGUUUAUGGCAAUUUCAAGGCAUUGCAACAUUUGCCCAUUUAGAGCAUACUCAAUGCUUAGUCAACCCCAAGGAAUCAUUUGAUGUUGCCGUUAUAGGUGUUCCAUUUGAUACUGCAGUUUCGUACCGUCCGGGUGCAAGGUUUGGUCCAAGAGCCAUUCGUGAUGCAUCGCAACGUCAAUAUAGUUUGCGUGGCUUUAAUCAUAGGGCUUUGUUCAACCCGUAUAAAUCAUGGGCCAAAAUCAUCGACUGUGGAGAUAUACCCGUGACACCAAUGGAUAAUCAUCUUGCAUUUAAGCAAAUGGAUAUUGCCUUUGAUGAGUUGUUGCAAAGAUCAUCAGCUAAUGAUUCCCGGGUCCCUCCUAGAUAUGUUGUGCUUGGCGGUGAUCAUUCUGUAUUGUUACCACAUUUGAGAGCUUUGAAGAAGCAUUAUGGACGUUUAAAUGUUUUGCAUUUUGACGCACAUCUAGAUACGUGGUCACCACUGAAAUACCCCUCGUUUUGGAGAACGGACCAGAACGACUUGAAUCAUGGUUCAAUGUUGUGGCAAGCGCACGAAGAAGGGCUAACCACAAAUCGGAAUGUUCAUGCUGGUGUACGCACUAAACUUUCAGGGAUAGAAGAUUAUCAAGAUGAUGAUGCACAGAACUGGGUUAGGAUUGAAGCCGAUGAUAUUUGGUUGAAAGGUCCUCAGUACGUUGUUGAUAAGAUCUUGGAAACCAUACCAAAAGAUUCACCAACUUACCUCUCUGUUGAUAUUGAUGUUCUUGAUCCAGGGUUUGCAUCUGGUACGGGAACUCAAGAAUCUGGAGGAUGGUUACCCAGGGAGUUAAUUCAUAUACUACGCGGAGUCGAAGAGUUAACUAUAGUUGGCGCAGACGUGGUUGAGGUUGCACCAGCUUAUGAUGUAUCGGAGGUCACAGCUACAAAUGGAGCACAAAUGGCGUUUGAGAUAUUGACGAGCAUGGUGAAAAAGGGCAACGUUGACAAAAACAUAGUUGACCGCACCAUCGAGAUUUUUGAAAGUUGA